Camelina sativa (false flax) is the source of this 1579-nucleotide messenger RNA. The record is from RefSeq and is a predicted model, not a curated record. NCBI's taxonomy places the organism in Eukaryota, Viridiplantae, Streptophyta, Magnoliopsida, Brassicales, Brassicaceae.
UUCCGUCUUCGUGGCUUCAGAGCUUCCAUCGUUCUAUUUUUCUUUUUCUUUUUCUUUUUCUUUUCUCGAUUUUCAUAUUACCAAAACAAAGAACUCUCUGUUUCUCACACCCAAAACAAACAAAAAAAACGAAAUCUUGAGAUCUAUUUUGAUUGACUUUUUUUUUGUUUUCUCUCUCUUCUUCGUUGUGAUUUUAAAGAUUUUAGAAGAGAUUGAGAAAAAACAUUUAUUUUUUCUUUUCUCGUCGGCAUUGAAGAAGAAGAAGAAGAUCCAGAGAGAACAAAUGGGUAGUGAGGCAGAGAUCAAGGAACAUUUACAGCCCAAAGGUGGUGGCUCAUCUGAAACAACGGAGAAGAAACAUAAUGUGAAAGGGAAGAGGUUAUGGCAGAAAGUGAAGUAUCAAUUGGUUGAGUAUCAUUCAUUGCCUGCUUAUUUGAGAGACAAUGAGUACAUCAUUGGUCAUUACCGAUGCGAAUGGCCUAUCAAACAGAUCCUUCUCAGCAUCUUUACCAUCCAUAACGAGACUUUGAAUGUUUGGACGCACUUGAUUGGGUUUUUCCUGUUUCUAGCGCUCACCAUUUACACAGCAACGAAAGUACCGAGCGUUGUGGAUCUUCAUUCUCUUCAACACCGUUUACCUGAUGUCUUGAGGAAAACUGAUCUUCACAAGCUUCACUCUGAGCUCAUGUCUCGCCUUCCUUCUAGUCCUUCUAGUUGGCAUGUCAUGGACCUUCUUUAUAACUGUUUGCCUGAACGAUUCUCUCAUGGCAACUACACCGACAUGUGUGUUCUGCAUUCGGUGAGGGAAGAUCUUGCAAACAUGAUAGCUCCUUUGAUCUUCCGGCCAAUUACAAGAUGGCCAUUCUAUGCAUUUCUAGGUGGUGCAAUGUUCUGUCUAUUAGCAAGCAGCACGUGCCACCUCCUCUCAUGUCACUCCGAGCGAGUCUCCUACAUAAUGCUUAGGCUUGAUUACGCUGGAAUCGCAGCUCUGAUAGCUACUUCUUUCUACCCUCCUGUCUAUUACUCCUUCAUGUGUGAUCCUUUCUUCUGCAACCUCUACUUAGGAUUCAUUACCAUCUUAGGUAUCGCCACAGUGCUUGUCUCUCUACUGCCUGUUUUCCAAAGCCCCGACCCCGAGUUUCGAGUCGUGAGGGCUUCUCUGUUUUUUGGAAUGGGAUUCUCUGGUGCAGCUCCGAUUCUGCAUAAGCUGAUCAUCUUUUGGGACCAACCUGAAGCGCUUCACACGACUGGUUAUGAGAUUUUGAUGGGUUUGCUUUACGGGUUAGGAGCUUUGGUUUAUGCAACUAGGAUUCCAGAGAGAUGGAUGCCGGGGAAAUUCGAUAUAGCUGGACAUAGCCAUCAGUUGUUUCAUGUUCUGGUGGUUGCUGGUGCGUUCACUCACUAUAGAGCUGGGCUUGUGUAUCUUAAGUGGAGAGAUAUUGAAGGAUGCUAAUAAAAAAGGUGAAGGACGAUUAGAUUGGAAUCUUUGAUGUUGUGGAUCUUGUUUGUAGCUCUUCAUUAUAUAAAAGUUGGGAUUAUGUAAAGUCUAUGUGUAAUCAAAUGUUAUAUUUUUUUUCCU